GGCCCAAUUUCUCGUUGGCAAGCCGUAUUUACAACGCAGAUGACGAUGAUAAUCAUCAACAAGAUGGGAUCGAAUUGUAGCUUCCCACUGUGAGCUAGUUUGCAUCUGUGUAUUUGAAGUGGCCUUUGAUUGGAAGCAAUUUCUGCCCAAACGGGGCUCCAUUCUCCUCAGUGAAUGUUCAUUAUGUAUGGCAACUGAUUCGUGCAUACAGCUUUUCCUCAACGUUGCUUUUUGGAUUGGAACGAUAUCCAAAACACAACUGGAACACGAAAGAUAAGGCAAGCGGAAGUGAAAGGGAGAGCGAGGGGAGUCAGAGAUUGGACAUCUCCUCCAGAUUCUGAUCACUUACUCUGUCCAGGUACUGAUCCGAGGUCUGUUUGUCAGAACUUAUCGCUGGCAAUCCUCCAUUUUUCGUCUGGUGUUUGAGAACAUGACGUCGUUUGAAGUACCUCUUCUCGAGGGUGAUCUUUGAAAAAGAACGCUAUGUGGGUUGUGGGUUGUGAACCAAACUAGUGUGGAAAUCCCCCCAUUGCCUCAGAAUGAAGCUCUCCGCUAAUUAGAAUGUUCAAGUGCCAAUUCAAGAGCGCGUUGUAGAUACCCGUAGAUCCAAUAUCUCAUUCGAGAUGGCUGCUUCGUUGCUCUAUCUGUGCCAAUGGACAUGGAACAAGUACUUAAAGACCGGCCAAGAACAUGUUCGGGAGUCCAAGGCCACUCCCAUGUCUCCAGACGACGGUGAAGAGAUUGAGUCUCCCAUGCCUUCGGAGAUCCAACAGCCUGUCAAAAGGCGUGGAGCCAUCUCGGCGGAGCCAAUUACCGAGGAAGACGCCUCAUCUUACGUCAAGAAGGUUGUUCCCAAGGAUUACAAGACCAUGGCCUCAUUAUCGAAGGCCAUUGCAAAGAACGUGCUCUUUUCACAUUUGGACGAGAACGAGAGAUCCGACAUUUUUGAUGCCAUGUUUCCCGUCAACGCCAUUCCCGGAGAAGUCAUCAUUCAACAAGGAGAUGCCGGAGACAAUUUCUACAUCAUCGACUCCGGGGAAGUGGAGAUUUUCGUGGACGGCGAGAAGGUGCUGAACAUCGGGGAUGGUGGGAGCUUCGGCGAAUUGGCCUUGAUCUAUGGAACCCCUCGGGCUGCCACCGUGAAGGCUGCGUCGGAUGUGAAGCUCUGGGGUAUUGACCGCGAUUCCUAUCGCCGAAUAUUGAUGGGAUCGACCAUCAGGAAGAGGAAGAUGUACGAAGAGUUCUUGUCCAAGGUCUCAAUUCUGGAAAAUCUCGACAAAUGGGAACGUUUGACCGUGGCCGACUCUUUGGAGUCUGUGUCCUUUGAAAACAGUGAAGUGGUUGUCACCCAGGGCGAACCCGGCAAUGACUUCUUUAUUAUUGUCGAGGGCACGGCUGUGGUCACUCAAUAUCGAAAUGAAGGGGAAGAACCCGUGGAAGUUGGUCGUCUCGGCCCCUCGGAUUACUUUGGUGAGAUCGCUUUGAUCUUGGAUCGGCCCCGUGCUGCUACAGUCACAGCCAGAGGACCACUAAAAUGUGUCAAACUUGAUCGCGGACGAUUUGAGCGUGUCCUUGGUCCAUGCUCAGAAAUUCUGAAGAGGAACAUUCAACAAUACAACAGUUACGUGUCCCUUUCGGUCUAAGCAGAACGAACUUAAUAUGAAGCCCCUCCUCCUUUCGCCCCUUCCCCGUCCUGAGCAGUCACUAAUAUACAACUCGCAAAAACCAUUGUUGAAAUAUGGGAUCGUCACUUCACGUCAAGACUCGAUUAACUCGGAGUGUUUCGCCAAUCUGAACAAAAGACCUUUCUCACCCACCAUUCGUUCCUCGUUGACGUCGCGGAAAAUCUUCUCUUCUUUUAUUCUUGGAGGAGAGAGAACAGAUUCAAGUGCCAAACUAACCAUCACAAACCAAAUUGGGGAACAAGGUCAAAGCCGACUCAAAAGAAUGUGCGUAAACACUUCCUGUUAAUCUUUCCUCUUGUGCGGACCUACUUGAAUCCUAUGAUUACUAUUAUUAUCAUUAUUCCUACAACGAUUUCAUUAUUUCUACUUCUGCUAUUAUCACGCUAACGGCCGGAUUUAAUUUUGUGUGAAAUGUGUAAUAAUCCCUAGAAAAUCCUUGCUGCUGAUGUUGGUUUCGUGUGACCACCAUCUUUGCGUGCCCAACCAUCCAACCAACCACCCCCUAGAGGUGGAAUUGACAAUGUCCAACGCCCCGCGAAAUAUCCUCUUAUACUAGUAUAAAUAGAAUGCCAAGCGGAAAAAGUGGACAUCGACCUUGUGUUAACAUUUUAUAACCUCAUCUCCCUGAUCAAUAUUUACCCAUAUGUAUAUGCUAUUUGUUACUACCGAUUCAAAAUGAUAUAUCUAAAUAGACUAAGAAGAAUCAUCAAUUUAUGUAUCAAGAAAAAAAACGACAAAAAAAGCCAAUAAAAAAUGAAAAAUGUGAA
Tigriopus californicus is the source of this 2452-nucleotide messenger RNA. It is a transcript of the gene Pka-R1, whose product is annotated as cAMP-dependent protein kinase type I regulatory subunit-like. Lineage: Eukaryota; Metazoa; Arthropoda; Copepoda; Harpacticoida; Harpacticidae. Gene Ontology annotation, cellular component: cAMP-dependent protein kinase complex. The record is from RefSeq and is a predicted model, not a curated record. The coding region runs from base 624 to 1643 and encodes 339 amino acids. Gene Ontology annotation, molecular function: cAMP-dependent protein kinase regulator activity. Gene Ontology annotation, biological process: regulation of protein phosphorylation. The transcript has 6 exons.